This is a messenger RNA of Mollisia scopiformis, 2018 nucleotides long. RefSeq lists its product as uncharacterized. The record is from RefSeq and is a predicted model, not a curated record. NCBI's taxonomy places the organism in Eukaryota, Fungi, Ascomycota, Leotiomycetes, Helotiales, Mollisiaceae. Bases 384 to 2018 code for a protein of 544 amino acids. The transcript has 3 exons.
AGAUUGAGCUUUCCGCCGUGUAGAUAUCCAUGGAGAAGGCAAAUAAUGUAUUGUCUCCUCGUCAGCUUCACUGGAUUCUCAAUCGGACGAGAUGAAUUCGGCCAUAACUUUGCUAUUCAUAUAUUUUAUUUUCGCUAAGUGACUAAGGGGAGACUUUCGCCAAGCAUGACCCCACUAUUCUAACCGAAUAAGGACUAAGCGCACGGCGUUCUGGUGAGGCUGAUUUCCAGAGCGGCCCCCACGAGACCUCGAGGCUGUGGUGUUGUCCAUCCGAUCGUCGAGACAAUGGACAAUCACUCCGUUGCCUGGCGCUCUGGUGGUACUUUCUCUUACCAUAGCUUGAUUUACGCUUUGUUGGGCAUUCUGCUUCCGAAUGAUCUCCAAUGUCGUUCGGUUUCUCCAUCGGAGACUUCCUCGCCUUGACCCAGCUGGCUUCCAAUGUGGUAUCAGGCGCCCGCAGAGCCUGUGGAGCUCACAAUGAGCUCACACGAGAAGUAAAUAGUCUCCACAUCGUGCUACGGCAGCUCUCCCGCGAGGUUUCGAAACCAAAGUCGAUUCUCAACUCCGAAAAUGCUGAACGAAAAGCAGAGCUUGCAACGCUCGUCGAACACUGCCACAAAGUCUUGAAGGUCCUGGACGAUAUAUUGAAGAAGUACAACGGGUUACCGGACGAAAAGAGGAGGGUUACAAAGCUCUGGAAGAGAGUGCAAUUUGGCAAUGGGGAGAUGCAAGACUUAAGCAAAAUCAGGCUGGAACUGUCAACACACACGAAUAUCAUCACAAUGUUUCUCAACUUGUCUGCUGCCGGGUCACUGGGAAAGGUCGAAGAGCAUAUGAAUAGCCAUGGGGAAGAGCUCAAGGCUAAAGAAUUCCGCCGAGAACUGGUCAAGGAGGGCUACUCAAGUACUGUACUCAGCAAGUACAAGACUCUCAUCAGAGGCUAUGUCAAAGAGCUUGGUGAUCGUGGAGCUUUGGAUGAACUGUCCCUGGAAGAUAUCGAAGAGGAUACCAGCGACAAUGCUCCAGACAUUUUUCAUGAAAAUCUGGUCUCGGAAGAGAGGAAAGCUAGCCCGCAGGAAGAGUCAACCGCAGACUCUACAGACUCUACACUAGCAGUACACAACGAGGUUCUUGUUGACGAUGCGGUGCAGCAUUCGUGGGUAGAGAUUAGAAAAUCAUACACGCCCUCAACGGACGAAGAAGUUACCGAGCCCUACGAUAGAGCACCCAGUCAGCAGACUCACGAUCCAUAUGUCGAGGGCGAGCGUUCGGAUGAUGACAAGCCGUUCUCGUCGUGGAGCUCAUCUUGGGUGACGAAAACGGGAAAUAAGGAAGGCGAGUCUGACGCCACUACCAACAAAUCGAUUGAUCUUGGCGGAAUUGGAGCACUCAGGACUGCAACAACAGCUCCUGGAUCACCUGUUUUCAUUACCGACAAUUCAAAAGGUCCUGGGACUGGCGUUCAUAUUUGGGACUCAGCAUUACCAUUUCCACCAACCUCUUUGGCUCCGUCCCACGAAUUAAAUUUGAUUUCGCUUGUUCUUGACACGUCUAUUAUACCACUUUGCCAACAAUUUGCAAGGAGUCAAGACACGGAUUCGCGUAGACAGCAUCGACGGCGGCUCUCGAAUUUGAGGGCAUUAAUCAGGAAACUAGUAUUGCGCAGACUUGAUGCUGUCGACUCCCUUGUUUCUGUGACUGGCGAGUACGUCUACCAAUCUCGAAAUUCGGAAGCUGUAUUGAAGAAAAGAAACUUGUUACAGCGGACCGAAGCUGUGCUUGAAAACUUACACAACCUAUAUCACAAGGGAGUAUACAUGGACUUCUCCUUGUAUUUGAGCCAUAAUUAUCUAGCGUCAUCAAGGCCAGAAGACCGAGACUACGGCACAACAUAUCCGUCUCGUGAACGCGAAAACACACCUUCGCGAGAUCCGCCAAAAGAUUCAACUCAUUGGUCGCCUGUACUAGCACCAAACACGUCACAAAAUAAUCUUCGCCAGCAUGAGGUCUCGUUUUAG